UCCUGCAUGGUGGACUAGCACAAUGUUGGGACAUUUAACGCUGAUACGGGGUUCAAAGCCGGUUACUUAAACGAGUUAGAAAAAAUGUUAGAAAAGGCUUUACCCAAUGCAGUGUUGAAGGCUAGACCUAAUAUCGAGUCAAGGAUUAGGUUACUAAAAAGGGAUUGGUCAAUAAUGUAUGACAUGCUUAAUGGCCAAAACAAUAGCGGUUUUGGUUGGGACGACCAUAGGCAGGUCGUUGUUGCUGAAGAUGCGGUUUGGGACUCUUAUUUAAAGAGUCAUAAAGAAGCCGGUCAGUUCAGACAUCGUAGUUUCCCUUACUACGACCAACUUACUGCCAUAUACGCAAAAGAUCGAGCGACUGGGAAAGACGCUCAAACAGCCGCUGACGUUCUUGAAGAAAUAAAUGCUUAGGAUGUACCUACUGCAAAUAUUAAUGAAGAAAGAAACGAAUACUAUGACUGCGAUGCUAAUGUCUCUUUGGAGGACAUGGAUGUUUCUGCUACGGAGCCGCAACCAGAUAGAAACCAAGGGGGUUCCUCCUAUUCAAAGAGGAAAAAAAUGAAUUCUGAUGCAAGUGGUCAUUUUUCUUCUUCAG
Gossypium raimondii (Peruvian cotton) is the source of this 598-nucleotide messenger RNA. RefSeq lists its product as uncharacterized. The transcript is spliced from 2 exons. The record is from RefSeq and is a predicted model, not a curated record. Lineage: Eukaryota; Viridiplantae; Streptophyta; Magnoliopsida; Malvales; Malvaceae. Bases 85 to 414 code for a protein of 109 amino acids.